This is a messenger RNA of Paramecium tetraurelia, 5367 nucleotides long. RefSeq lists its product as uncharacterized. The record is from RefSeq and is a predicted model, not a curated record. Gene Ontology annotation, biological process: microtubule-based movement. Gene Ontology annotation, molecular function: dynein intermediate chain binding; dynein light intermediate chain binding; minus-end-directed microtubule motor activity. NCBI's taxonomy places the organism in Eukaryota, Ciliophora, Oligohymenophorea, Peniculida, Parameciidae. Gene Ontology annotation, cellular component: dynein complex. The transcript has 4 exons.
AUGAUCAGACCUAUCUCAUGUAAUAAUAGUAAUGAUACCAUUCCUAAAUUAUGGGUGCAUGAAUGCGCUAGAGUUUUCUGUGAUCGUUUGAUUAGUGUUUAAGACAAACUUUGGUUUUACAAUACAGCAGUUGAAUUAUUAAUGAGGUACUUUAGUGUUAAUAAGGAUGAUAUAACAAGCAAUAUAUUGUUUAGUGAUAUUCUUAAAUUGGAGGCUGCAAAUGUUUUAUAUGAGGAAGUUACAGAGAAGAGGAAAGUGAUUGUGAAAUCUUUGCAAGAUAAAUUAGAUGAUUACAUGAUGGCAACGAAUGAUAAAAUGGAGUUAGUCUUUUUUGACGAUGCUCUAGAACAUAUCCUAAGAAUAUCCAGAAUCUUCAGACAACCCAGAGGUAAUGCAAUGCUAAUAGGUGUUGGUGGAUCUGGAAAAUAAAGUCUCACUAAGUUGGCUUCAUUUCUAAUGAGAUCUGAGAUCUUUUAGAUUGAAAUUGUCAAAACCUAUAAUGCUGACUCUUUCCGAGCUGAUUUAAUUAAAAUCCUGAUGAAGACAGGAGGAGAAAGAAUUCCAUUGACAUUUAUAUUUAAUGAGGCUCAAAUUGUCUAAGAGAGCUUCUUAGAAGAUAUUAACAACAUUCUCAAUACGGGGGAAGUCCCUAACUUGUUUGCUAAGAAGGAAGAUUUGGAAUAAGUAUACAACACUGUAAGACCCUAAGCAAUUAGAGCAAAGAGACUAGAUUCCCCUGAAUCUCUGUGGACAUUCUUCGUCGAAGGAAUCAGAAAUUCAUUGCAUAUUGUAUUAUGCAUGAGUCCUGUAGGCAAUCAAUUAAGAAUUCGAUGCCGUAAGUUCCCAUCUUUGGUAAAUUGCUGUACUAUAGAUUGGUUCACUCAAUGGCCUAAGGAAGCACUACUAGAAGUGGCCAAUAAAUUCUUAGACAAAAUACCUAAUCUGAAAUAAAAGGAAGAAUUGGCAUAGAUGUGCAUGGAAGUCAAUCUUUAGGUAGCAAAUCUGAGUGACAUAUAUUAGAAAGAAUUGAGAAGAUAAGUUUAUACUACACCCAAAUCAUAUUUGGAUUAAAUAUAACUUUAUGCUGAUUUAUUAAUAUAAAAACAAUAGGAACAUGGAUAGGUUUAAAGAAAAUUGGCUGAUGGAUUGGAUAAAUUAUUUGAGGCCAAUAAAACUGUGGCUAUUUUGAAAAUAGACAUGGAAACUAUAUAACCUUAAUUAAUUGAAUAGUCUGCAAAAACAGAAGAAUUUUUAAAAUAAUUAGCAAUAGAUUAGAGCGAAGCCAAUCUCAAAGAAAGAUUAGUAAAUGAUGAAGUCCAAAUUGUCAAUCAGUAAGCAUCAGAAAUUAAAAUAAUAGCAGAUGAAGCAUAGACUGAAUUAAAUAAAGCAUUGCCUGCGAUGAAAGAAGCAGAAGAAGCACUAAAAAAUAUCAACAAAAAUGAUAUUACAGAGAUUAGAGGUUUUAUCAGUCCUCCACCUGUUGUUUAAUUGGUGUUAGAAGCUGUUUGCAUAUUAUUGUAAGAGAAGACUGAUUGGAAUUCAGCAAAAUAAGUUAUGAUCAGUGGCGAUUUUACGGAAAGAUUAACGAAAUAUGAUAAGAGUUAGAUAACUGAAUAGAUGUUGAAGAACCGGAAUUUGAUCCAAUUUGUGUUGCUCAAAAAAGUCAAGCUUGCAAAAGUCUGUGUAUGUGGUGUCGAGCUAUUGAUAAUUAUUCAAGGGAUUGUUAAAGAGGUAGAACCUAAGAAAAGGAAGGUUGCAGAUAAGCAAUAGAUUUUAGAAGUCAAAAACAAGGAAUUGGCACUAAAACAAGAUGAAUUAUAGAAAGUUAGAGAUAGAGUGGCUAGAUUAUAGAAAGAAUGUGAUGAAACUGUAGAAGGAAAGAAUUUAUUGGAGAAAAAAUUAGAACAAACAAAGAAAAGAUUAAUUGCAGCAGAAAAGUUAACAUAUUUAUUAGCAGAUGAAGGUGUAAGAUGGAAAGAUUAAAUUAAAUUGAUUGAGCAAGUCUUGUAGCAAGUUAUUGGAGAUGUUUUCUUGGCUGCUUGUACUGUUAGCUAUUUAGGUGCAUUUACUGGUCAAUAUAGAGAGUAAUUGUUAAAGAAUGCUAUUGAAAAAUUGAAAGAAUUAAAUAUUCCUUUUUCAGAAAAUUAUUCCUUAUCUUCCACUCUUGAGAGUCAAAUCGUUAUAAGAGAUUGGAUUAUUAGUGGAUUACCUAAUGAUGCCGUUUCGAUUGAUAAUGGAGUAAUUGUAACUAGAGCUGAUCGUUGGCCUUUGAUGAUUGAUCCGCAAGGAUAAGCAAAUAAAUGGCUAAAACAAUUCAAUAAGGAGUUGAAAGUUAUGAGAUUCACAGAAUAACAUUUUCUAAAAGGUUUAUAAUAAUGCAUUAGUUCUGGAUAUGAAGUCUUAUUUGAAGAGGUUGAAGAGAAACUUGAGCCUUCUGUUGAUUCAGUACUUUAGAAACAGAUUAUUGAAGUUGAUGGACGCAGACUCAUUAAAGUCGGAGAUUAGAAAGUCGAUUAUCAUAAUUAAUUUAAAUUGUAUUUCACUACAAAAAUAGCCAACCCUAAUUAUUUACCAGAAGUGUUUAUUAAGACUACAGUGAUCAAAUUUAGUAUCACCUUUGAAGGCUUGUGUGAUUAGUUAUUGGGUGAUGUAAUGAAGUUUGAGAAGCCAGAAAUUGAAAAGCAAAGAGAUGAAAUCAUUAUAAAAAUGAGUAAUGCUAACAAACAACUCAAAGGAGCCUAAGAUUCCAUUUUGGAUUUGUUAGCCAAUGUAACAGGAAAUAUUUUAGAUAAUGAAUAAUUGAUCCACACUCUUGAAGUCUCGAAAUUUCAGUCUACGGAUAUUCAAAGGUCACUUGAAGAAACCAUCAUAGUGGAAUAAUAGAUCAAUGAAUCUAGAAAUCUCUAUCAUUCAGUAGCCAUAAGAGGAACAAUAUUAUAUUUUGUUAUCUCAGAUAUGAGCUUAAUCGAUCCAAUGUAUCAAUAUUCUCUGCAAUAUUUCAAAAAACUCUAUAAUAUUUCUCUGAAUCUUACUCCUAAGACUGAUUUGCUUAGUUAGAGGCUGCUUUACUUAGAAGAGACAAUUACUUAGACUGUCUUCAAAGACAUUUGUCGAGGUCUAUUUUAAUAGCAUAGAAAGAUCUUUUCAUUCCUCAUCUGUGCUUAAGUUCAGAGAUAGAAUGGUUCCGUUUCAAAUGCAGCAUGGAAUUUAUUAUUAAGGGAUCAGAUACCUUCAACUCCAAUCAUUAAUCCAGAUAAGGUAUACUUGAAGGAUUCCCAAUGGAAUUUAAUUUUAUGUAUCUAAGAAUAAAUUACAGAAUUAACUGAUCUAUCUUCAGAUAUCAAAAACAACUUGUUGUAUUGGAAAGAGUUUACUCAAAUAGAUGAUAUCUAUUAAGCCUCCUUCCCAGCUCAAUCUCCUCUAGCAGUCUGUUCGACUCUCAACCCUUUCUAUAGAUUGUUAAUCAUCAAGGCUUUAAAACCAGAAAAGAUUAUGUUUGGCUUGACUGAGUAUGUGAUUGAAAUGUUCGGAGAAUUUUAUAUCAAUUUAGCUUCCUCUUCCAUGGAUGAAAUCUAUCAAUCAUCCGAACCUCAUACUCCCAUAAUAUUCAUAUUAUCUCCAGGAGCUGAUCCCACUUAAACAUUAUUUAAAUUGGCAAAAGAACAACAAAGCUAGAUAGAUGUAAUUUCUUUGGGUUAAGGUCAAGGGAAAAAGGCAGAACACUUAAUUUAAAAAGGAUAGAAGGAGGGAACCUGGGUUAUGCUUUAAAAUUGCCACUUAGCAAGAUCAUGGAUGCCUUAAUUAGAAAAAUUGAUGGAAUCUCUCACAUCACAUCAAAUUGAAGUCCAUAAUAGUUUCAGAAUCUUUUUAACUUCAAUGCCUGCUGCUUACUUCCCUGUAAGUACACUACAGAAUGGUCUUAAACUUACCACAGAACCUCCUAGAGGAUUGAAAUCAAACUUGCUGAGAUCCUACUAAGAAUUUCAGCAAGCAGACAACCAAUAAAAGCUAUUCAAAUAAUUAUUUUUCAGCAUUUCCUUCUUUCAUGCUAUAGUGUAGGAGAGGAGGAAAUUUGGACCUCUUGGAUUCAAUAUUUCUUAUGAAUUCAAUGACUCUGAUCUGGAUAUAAGUAUAUAAAUGAUGAAAAUGUUUAUAUCCUAAGAGGAAGAAAUCCCAUGGGAUGCAAUGUAAUUUAUGAUAGGGCAAAUUAAUUAUGGUGGAAGAGUCACUGAUGAUUAAGAUAGAGUAUGCUUAACUUCAAUAUUGAAGAAGUAUUUAGGUGAUCAUAUUGAAAACAAUGUUAAAUUCUCUAACAGUGGCAUCUAUUAUUUGCCAGAAGAUGACUAUAUUAAUUAUAUCUCCCAAUUACCAAAUUAAGAAGAUCCUGAAGUAUUUGGAAUGCAUGAAAAUGCAAACAUUGUGUUCUAAACUUAGGAGAGCCAAAAGAUAUUAGAUAUCAUCUUAUCCAUCUAGCCUCGUGUGAGUAGUACGAGCACUUAGAAAUCGCCUGAUAUGAUUGUUAUGGAAAAGGCUAUUUACUUUUAAAGCAAUCUUCCAGAACUCUUGGAUAAAAAUAGUUGUCAUCAGAGACAUUAUUAAAUUACUGAAAAUGGCAGUGUUUAAUCUUUGUCAACAGUGUUGUUUUAAGAAAUAGAUAAAUUCAACAGAUUGCUUGAAUUAAUCCAAUCUACUUUAGUUUAAAUGUAAUAGGCAAUAAAAGGCUUAGUUUUGAUAUCCUCGGAUUUAGAUGAAAUGUAUUUAGCAUUUCUCAAUAAUGCCAUUCCUCCUAAUUGGAUGAAAUAAUCGUACUCUACUUUGAAACCACUUUCCAGUUGGUUCAAAGAUUUGAUUGCAAGAGUAAACUUCAUUCGAUCUUGGAUGGAGAAAGAUUUCAUUCCUGCCUAUUGGAUGUCUGGAUUAUUCUAUCCACAAGGAUUUUUAACUGGAGUAUUAUAAACUCAUUCUAGAAAAUACAAGAUCCCAAUUAAUAAACUCAAUUUCAAAUUUAAGGUGUUGGACAUAGAACAAGAUAGGAUCAGAGAUGAAGUUAAAGAUGGAGUCUAUGUUUAUGGUCUUUAUUUGGAAGGAGCACGUUGGGAUUACUAACAUGAAACCCUAAUUGAAUAAUAAGUAGGCUAAAUUUAUUUCCCUCUUGCCAUGAUGUAUUUCUAACCAAUGGAGGAAUACUAAAUUGGCGAUGAAUAUUAUAAUUGUCCUUGCUAUAAAACAUCGAAUAGAACAGGAGUUCUCUCAACUACAGGUUAAUCUACAAACUUCAUUUUGUCUAUUGAUUUGAUGAGCAAAAUAGAGAAACCAGAAUAUUGGACCUUGAGAGGAACAGCUCUAAUAUCUUAAUUAAAUGAUUGA